GUUGCCCUUUGACCUGAAGAAAAGCUUCGUCCCUUCAAAAGCAGAAGGGAAGGGGAAGGUGGAAAAUCCCUUCCCUUCUUUGUUAAGGAAAUUUCUCUGCGAAUUCGAGGGCUUUCUUUCUCCGCCAUAGCCACCGAGGAUGAAGCACUGUGAUCUUGGAAUUGGCGAUGUACGGAGCCGUCUCUCUCCUCUCGCUCGUCCCUUCACCUUCGGUUCUUCUUCUUCUUCGUUUGUCCAACCAGGUUCUUCCGGUGUAUUCUCUGUUGCGGCUUCUGAAUCCGAGCCUGAAGAUUCCAUCUGGGGUGAUUAUGCCUUUGAUCUCUCCUUCUUGACGUCCGACGACCAGAGAAGUGGUGGUCUCGAUGACGAUUCUCUGUCUAACUUGUCUCGCGAUGCAGACGCCGCUUCUGCUCGUCUUAAAGCAGAAGGAUCAGAGCUGUUUGGACAAGCUGCUUAUGCAUCAGAAAAAGAUCAGAGGAUCAACCCUGAAACUAUGAGACAAGAAAAUGUCGAAUCAUUUCUCGGGAUCUCAAAUUUUCUGGAGUCAGAUUUGAGACCUGCUGAUUCUCAGCCUCAAGUGUCACUCUCAAUACCUGUCAUUUCCUCAAACCAAUCAAACUCGGUUGUUAACUUGGAGGGGGGAUUUGCUACGCAUUUCCCCUCAACAUCAGUUCUUGGACACACGGGCACAACUCCUGCAGUCAAUGGUGUCUCGGUGGCUAAUGUGAACUCUGCUGAUGGUAGUGCUGCGGGACAGCCGCCCUAUGCCAAAGGAAAGGCGGCGUUUUUUGGAAAAGUCUUGGUGAACCAAAGCAUCGGUGAAAACGAUCCUAGUUCAUUCUUCUCAAAGACAUCCGAGCUGCGGAUAAGGUGCUCCAUUGGUUCUGAUAAUGACAAGCCUGAUCCGUGCAGUACCAAUGCAGUUGGCAUACCUGAGAAAUCUUCUGAACCUUCUGACCAGGAGGACUCUGAAGUGGAUUCUCCUUGCUGGAAAGGAACACAAUCUUACAAUACUGUGGCCUCAGGUUCCAAGGCUAUGAGUUCGAGGCGCUCUAGUGAUGAUCUUAACAGAUCCUACGGAUUAAAUCCUUUGGCUCCUCGUUUCAUACCGGCCAGUGCUAAGAAAAGUUUAGACAAGCAUGUCAAAGAAUGUGGAGAGGGCAGCGCUUCAUCUUUGAAGAAGUCCCUGUCUUCAACCUUUCCAUUAUCAUCAGAAGACUACAGCUUAACAGAUAUCCCUAAGAAAGCUGUGAUACAGAAAAACAGUGGCAAAACCGAUAGAGCAACGGGAACAAGCUUUCUGAUCCAUAAUGCAGAUAAAAGCUUUGGUUUUGUUUCUCAAGAUAAUGUUUCCAACACUACGAGUACAUUGGAUUCUAGGACCGAAAUCCAAACACCCAAAAAGUUGGAUCCUUCAGCCCCUGUUUUUGUUCCUGCCAGUGCAAAAUUAGGUGCUGCUGUGCAUGAUAAACAAGGUGGAGUAGAUCACUUGGUAGAUUUCAAUACAAAUGCACACUCAACUGCUGCUCUAUCUUCUUUGAGUGGUGGGUUGCUGAAUCAUGUCAAGGAAGAGAUGUCUUCUGCAGCAGUCAGCAGCAGUUUUGGGCAUCAAUACUAUAAUGGUGCUCGUGAACCAGGAACAUCAGGUUCAUUGAACCCGUGGCUUGGAGCUGAAGUUGGAAUCUCUGAGAAUGUGAAUCUGAAAAGUCCGAAUGACAAGUUGCAUGGAAGGCACAGGGACAGCAAUGCGUCUGACACUGCCUUAGUUAGAUCAAAAUCAUCAGUAUAUGCGCAACCAUAUUCCAGUGGAAUUGGGAUGACCCAGACGGAACAUGUCAGUCCAAGCAAGUUACAUGGGAGAGCUCAUCUAAUAUCUUCUGUUGCUGACCAAUCUACAAAGUUAGGCGAUCACUUCGUGUCUGUUAAGCAACUUGUGGUGGAGCCAAAAACACUUUCGAUGAAGGGUAAUAAAGAUAUUGAUCAUUUUCUGUCUUUUCAUAUCUCGGAAGAUUCUGCAGGUCCAUCUUCAGGCAACAUGAAAGCUUUGUCCAACCUAAGCCCGAGACAUGGCUGUCCGUCAUCAUUGUCGUCUCCAGAAAUGGAUGUCAAAAAGCUCCUUACAACCAUGCAUGGGCUGUCAGAGUCGCUGACACAUAUAAAGGGUGUACAAGGCCAUUCAUGUGGUUCAGAUUUACAAAAUGAGCAAGAGGUUAUACUUAUCAACUGCAUUGUACAGAAUCUCAACUUGUAUAUGAGAAGCAGAAUUGAGGGACAUGCUGGGAAUUCCUCUAAUGUUCGACAUGGUUCAUAUGACCCGAAGCAGUUUGCUAAUGUGCAUGAGUUAUCGAUUAGAGACCUUCGGCCACCAGGGGCAAGCAAUAUGACUGUCAACCUUGAUCCUAAAAGGAAAGAGAAAUACUCUGCAGUCUCGGGUGAGAUAGUACCACAUUCUCAUUUGAGAGAAAGUAGUGUGGCCAGAGGGAAUGGCUCUGCCCAGGUUACUGCUAAUAGUGCUUUUCAACAGAAUCAUACAACAGAAGAACAAACUAACCCACAGGCGUUGUUCUAUAGAAGCUUAUGGCUUAAGGCCGAAGCAGAUAGGUGCUUGAUAGAAUAUGAGGCUUCUCUUUCAAGGAUGAAACUUUGAGCCACCUGGUGACGUUUAAGAGAAUUCAUACGGUUAGAAUUUGUGGGGGGCGGGAUUUUUAAAAGAACAGCCUCAGAAUGUCAUGUUUCUGAAUCAAGAUGGACUGGAUGAUGUAAAUUGACAUGGAAACCUUCUGCUACAAAGCGGCUGUAAAAUGAACUGCUGGAGCAUGAAAAUGCUACACGGUGAAAUGUGCUGUGGGGAUUGGCAUCAGACAUGUUUGAGCAGUUGGAAGAGUGUUUUUGGUUGCUGCUUGGAUGUUGCCUGUGCUGAAGAUAGGAAGUGAAUGUAUUCCUCUUGUGUCCUGAAUUUGGAUUUACGACAAUGUAUGCACUAUGUUUAUGUUUCUCUUCUCUUUGCUAAUGAUCACUGUCCCGACCAA
Molecule: messenger RNA, 3029 nt
Organism: Tarenaya hassleriana
Lineage: Eukaryota; Viridiplantae; Streptophyta; Magnoliopsida; Brassicales; Cleomaceae
Exons: 7
Coding region: 140-2647 (835 amino acids)
Source: RefSeq, a predicted model, not a curated record